UUUACACUAUCUUGCCAAAAGUAUUGGGACACUCCUCCAAAUCAUUGGAUUCAGGUGUUCCAACCACCUCCAUGGCCACAGGUGUAUAAAAUCAAGCACCUAGGCAUGAAGACUGCAUCUACAAACAUUUGUGAAAGAAAAGGUCACUCUCGGGAGCUCAGUGAAUUCAAGCGUGGCACCACGAUAGUUUGCCACCUGUGCAAUAAGUCUAUCAAUGAAAUUUCCUUGCUGCCAAAUAUUCCAUGGUCAACUGUUAGUGGUAUUAUAACAAAGUGGAAGCAACUGGGAACAACAGCAACAGCAACUCAGCUAUGUAGUGGUAGGCCACGUAAAAUGACAGAGCGGGGUCAGUGCACAGUGCGCAGAAGUCACCAGCUGUCUGCAGAGUCAAUAGCUAAAGACCUCCAAAUUUUGUGUGGCCUUCAGAUUAGCACAACAACACUGAAUGCUUCAUGGAAUGGGUGUCCAUGGCCGAGUAGCUUCAUCUAAGCCUUACAUCACCAAGUGCAAUGCAAAGCGUUAGAUGCAAGGGUGUAAAGCACACCGCCACUGGACUCUAG
This is a messenger RNA of Staurois parvus, 560 nucleotides long. NCBI's taxonomy places the organism in Eukaryota, Metazoa, Chordata, Amphibia, Anura, Ranidae. The record is from the annotation of a GenBank genome assembly.